ACUCGGCAGGUGUCCGACAGGGAGAGCGUAGAUAGUGAAACGGGCCGUGUUGUCUGUCCCACGGGCUUUUCUAUCAGUGUUUGGCGUCUGACAGCGGCGUCGGGAUAUUGUUUGUUUUGUCUGGACACGGUGGGCUCCGCGGGGACGGAACAGUGACAAAAUGGAGAUAGAGAAGGAAGUGAAGAAGAUGACCCUCGGCCAUGAGUUCGGAGCUGGGGCGGCCUGUCUGAAGUGCAAGGACAAGUGUGAAGGCUUUGAGCUGCAUUUCUGGAGAAAAAUCUGUCGUAACUGUAAAUGUGGUGUCAUGGAGCAUGACGUUGAGAUGAAUGCAGAGGAAAACCACAAAGUGGGGAAACUGUUUGAGGAUACCAAAUACACCAGUCUCAUGGCCAAACUAAAGAGAGACGGCAUCCCCAACUACCAGGGCAACAUGGUGACCAUCACACUGCCCAGCGCUGCCACUGCCCACAUCGUCCCUCCUCUUGUCUCCUCCACUGUGGUGCCUCCUGCUGCCGCCACAACUGGCAGCUCUGUACAGCCUCCGGGUCCAUCUGUGUGUGCAGCUCUCACCAGUGGACCAGCUCAGCCGACGGCACCCGUCAUCACACCGGUCAAAGGAAACGCAAAGCCAGUCGCAGUCAGCGCUACAUCAGCCAGCGUGGUGCCAGUCCCCAAAGAUGUGCCAAUGAAGACUGUCACCUAUGAGUGGGUGCCCCCAGUCGCCAAUAAGUAUCUGGCGGUGCAGUACAUUGAGCUGCUGCCUCCAGAGAAACGUCCAGUGGCUGGCACAGAGGGUGCGGCUUACCGGUGGCAGCAGAUGGCCCGACAGCUGCCAGAGCAUGACCAGGACCCUAAUAAGUGCCACGAGCUGAGUCCUGCAGAGGUCAAGAAGAUGCAGCAGUUUGUCCGCAAGUACAAGGAUGAGGCACUGGGCGUGGGAGACAUCAGGCUGCCGGAGGAGAUGGCUCAGAUUCGGGCUGCAGAGCAGGGUAGAACUGGAGGUGUAGGUGUAGGUGUAGAUGGGACUAGGGUUCCUGGGGCUGUAGCUGGAGCCAGGGGUCCUGGGUUUGGAGCUGGAGCCAGUGGUCCUGGGUUUGGAAAUAAUGCUGAGGUUGGGGGUCCUGGGGCUGCAGGUGGAACUUGGGGCCCUGGUGGUGCAGGUGGAGCUGGAGCCGGGGGUCUUGGGGUUGGAGCUGGAGCUGGAGCUGGAGCCAGGGGUCCUGGUGUUGUUGCUGGAGCUGGAGCCAGGGAUCCUGGGGUUGGAGCUGGGGCUGCUUCUGGUCCAGGUGCUGUAGGAUCUGGUGUAGGCUCCAUGGGUGGGGCCAGUCAUAGUGCUGGUUUAGUUCCAGGACAUGGAGGUGGACCCUCUGCUGGUUUUGGACCAGCAGCUGGAGGAGCCAUGGGUACUGCUGCCACUGUUGGAGCCAUGGGGGUCCCUGGAGCUCAGCAAGUUGGACCACAACAAUCUUUUUCAUGCAAUCACUGCCAGGAGCCUAUGCGUCUUGGCAACCCGGCCGUGUAUGCUGAACGAGCCGGAUAUGACAAACUGUGGCACCCGGCCUGCUUCGUAUGCUGCACCUGCAAAGAACUGCUGGUGGACAUGAUCUACUUCUGGAAAAAGGGUAAACUGUACUGUGGACGCCACUAUGGAGACAGCGAGAAGCCACGGUGUGCUGGAUGUGAUGAGCUGAUCUUCUGUAAUGAGUACACUCAGGCUGAGGGUCAGAACUGGCAUCUGAAACACUUCUGCUGUUUUGACUGUGACUGUGUCCUUGCUGGAGAGACGUAUGUCAUGGAGAACGACAAACCUGUCUGCAAGCCCUGCUACAUGAAGAACCAUGCUGUGAAAUGUUCAUCCUGCCAGAAUGUAGUGGAUCCCGAGGCUCAGCGGGUUUCCUACGGCGAGCACCACUGGCACGCUGAGCCACAGUGCUUCAAGUGCUCCGGCUGCUCCAAGUGCCUGAUGGGACAGCGCUUCAUGGCGGUGCAGGCCUUCCUCUUCUGCUCUGUGGAGUGCAAGAAGAUAAAGAUGCCUUAGGUAACUAUACAGGCUGAGACCCAGAGGCAGAGAGAAGGACGGAGGCAAACAAGUUACACAAUUCAGCUCUUUAAUCCAGGAAUUCAGAAGACAGGUCCAAACACAGUCAAACAAUACAAGGCAGGCAAAAGUACAAAGGAGAGAGGCAAAAUCGGAGGUCAAAAUCCAUUCCAAUCCAUAACAGUCCAGAGUCAUAAGAACACAGAAAAGCUUAUGCUGCCUUCAAGUGCUAUGGGUAAGGUGUGGGUACUAGUUACCAACUGAAAAAUUGCACAUGAACACACCCUUACAUCGUAUUUUCCACUGGAGAACUGGGAAAAUAAUUUUGAUACAAGCAGCUGAAAUAAAAAUAUCCUUUGAACUUUUCAACACGGUAGAGAGCAACGAGAGGGAUAGCAGAUGAAAUAACACGUCCAAAACGGUUUUACCCAAGCAGGUCACUAUAAGUUGCAUCAGCCAUUUUUCAUUUCGCCAUAACAACAAAAGCACUUGACCACUGUACACUCAUAAUUUCAAAUUCACAAGUGGAAAGGACCGUCUUCCCAAUAGCACGUGAAGGCAGCAUUAGUACACAGAACAAGCUGGCAAGGGACACGGGGAACACAUGGGGUAUAUAUACAAGUGAUACGAAGACACAGGUGUAAUACAGUAGAUAAUCAGGUGAGACGGGAAUACAAGGGAAGUAAAUGCAACACUUACAAAAACAUAACGGGAAAGAGAAAAACUUCCAAAUAAAAACACAGAACAAUUACACCGCCUCCAUCUUCUCCACAACCAUGUGUGAAGAGCAUCAUGGGCUCAGCCAAGACCAGAACUAGGGCAAGACCAGAACCAGAACCAGGGGUGGAUCUGUUUAUAACAGUGCCUCAACACCAUAACGUAGAAACAGUACCUUUUAGUUCAGGUGCUGCUUCUGUUCUCUGUGCUGCCUUAGGUUUUCUCUGUUGCUUUACUUGCACAGUUUUCCUACAGAUGAGAUUUAUUUUCUAUUCGUCAGAUGAUGUAAACAUUUGUCCAAACAGUAUGAUUAAAUCAACACUGUCUUAUAAUACCUACUGUUGAUUCAAUGUCCCUUUACUACUUUUUUAUUAAAAAAAACAACUACUGUCAGAGUCUGUACUUUGUGCAGAAAUGUGAUGAAGCAAUAUUGGCCAAGUGUGGUGACGAUUUCUGCUCACUGUACAGG
Messenger RNA from Sphaeramia orbicularis (orbiculate cardinalfish), 3224 nucleotides. It is a transcript of the gene tes, whose product is annotated as testis derived transcript (3 LIM domains). Gene Ontology annotation, molecular function: zinc ion binding. The record is from RefSeq and is a predicted model, not a curated record. NCBI's taxonomy places the organism in Eukaryota, Metazoa, Chordata, Actinopteri, Kurtiformes, Apogonidae.